ACUUACAGUGCAGCAUUUACAGACAACAUGCAGUCACACAGCUACAUUAAACUUACAAAAACGCUCUUGCAGGUCAGAGGUGACCAAACUACAACUCCCAAGCAGCACCGGUGCAGAGCCGCCGCUGAGUGUUGGCAGCAGGCCGGGCCAAAGAUGCUGCUCGGGGUCCCAACAUGACCGCUGCUCACCAACAGGACGAGCUGUGACGACCCCGGAUAAGAUGGAGGAGCAGCUUUUUCGGUCUGUGGAGGGCCAGGCAGCUUCUGACGAGGAGGAGGACAAAUGGACCGGAGAUCAGCAGAGGCAGGUGGCUGAAGUGAAGAGGAUCUUAACCAGGCUGUCCUGCUGUGGGGAAAGGUGCGACGAUAAAGCAUUCAAGAAGCUGAUGUCUAAUUUCGGGAGCUCGAGGAGCGAGGAGAGCUGCAGUGCUGUGGUGGAGCUUCUGGAGAGAGUGACCAGGUUGCAUAAACAGCUCGAGCUGAAGGAGAGCCAGGCAGAGAUCGACAUGGACCAGAUGAAGGACUCUCUGUUGCAGGAGCUGCAGCAGAAGGCAGAGGAGACUGAGCUGCUUCAGAUGGAGCUGCAGAUGCUGGAGACAGAGAGGGUCCGUCUGUCGCUGGUGGAGGAGAAACUGGUGGACAUCCUGCAGCUCCUCCAGCAGCUCAGAGACCUGAACGUCUCACGCAGGUCUCUGGGGAAGAUCUUGCUCAGCACUUUGGAGUCUUGUAGCGACCCGCAACACGGGAAAGCCCACAUUCUGGAGGUGCUCAACGCUCUCUAUCACGAACUGGCUGCCUGUGAGAUUCUGUCAACUGGCGGCCCUUUGGAGCGAACACAGAGUCAGCAGUCUCUGAACACCCUCAUCAUCUCCUGCUAAACAUCACUGCCUCCUGCUGGGCCAAUCACCAACCAGCAGACUUUUUAAAGGACACUGAAAAGUUGAACAGUUGUCAUAAACCAAGCUAAUUACUGUGUAUAGUGUAUCAUAUGUCUCAUAUAUAUUCCUCAGGCCCUAUUAUCUAUAAAGGGAUGUUAGUUUAGAAAGUUAAUUAGUGCAGCAAAAUGCUUUCUACAUAUAAAGGAAAUUCUUUCUUAUAUAUUUUUUCAAGAUUUUUAUAUUGCACAUAACUCAUUCAUGUUUCAAUAAGGAUUUUUUCCCCCAAGUGAAGAGUUCUGAAUGUGAAUAUGUUGAUUUAAGCUAACCCUGAUAUAUCAUGUCAACUGGUCUGUGAAAUGUAUCUGGACAAAAACAUCCCUUAUAGAACUGAAUAAAUUCAUCUCAAUCUUGGAGAUUCAUCAAACA
Messenger RNA from Labrus bergylta (ballan wrasse), 1303 nucleotides. The record is from RefSeq and is a predicted model, not a curated record. Lineage: Eukaryota; Metazoa; Chordata; Actinopteri; Labriformes; Labridae.